Molecule: messenger RNA, 4066 nt
Organism: Branchiostoma belcheri (Belcher's lancelet)
Lineage: Eukaryota; Metazoa; Chordata; Leptocardii; Amphioxiformes; Branchiostomatidae
Product: nuclear hormone receptor FTZ-F1 beta-like
Exons: 10
Coding region: 306-3908 (1200 amino acids)
Biological process (GO): regulation of DNA-templated transcription
Molecular function (GO): zinc ion binding; sequence-specific DNA binding; DNA-binding transcription factor activity
Source: RefSeq, a predicted model, not a curated record
CACGGCGAGGAGACGCACGCGACACCGUGCUCGUGUUGGACUUUGCCCCCUGGAAAAGCCAGACAUGGUGGCUAUUGGCAAAGGCUGACGACACCUUUACAACUACUUACUACCCGGGUUUGCUGUGUAAAGCAGCAGGUAAACCCGCCAUAAACUGACCAAAGGUGAGCGGAGACUGACCUUAACGUCUGGCGAGUACCGUGAGCGAGCAAGACUUGUCUGGAAAAAGUCCUCGGUAACUUUUAACCAUAGAAAAAAGUUUGACGACGGAAAAUAAUGCGUGUUUUCUUCACUUUUCGGUAUUUAUGAUGUUGUGGUUCGACACAAAGCUGGAAAAGGCAACUAGAAGCUGGGACAGGUGGUUUGUGGCUGACAGAGACGGAACCAUGCUGGGGGUUGAGGAGGUGGUGCCUCACGCCACUCGCGGGCAAGAAGGGGUCAUAGGGGACGGCGGGGAUGACGAAAUACCGGCCGUCAGCGGGGCACAGGGAGACUCCUGGCUUCAGAGUGACACCAGCAGGGAGAACAUUUACCCCAACAAAUUACAGGAGAGAGGCCGCAGCGAAUACCGCGUCCAUUGGAAAACCAGCCGUCUGAGAAGAGCAGUUUCAGAAGAGCACAGGUCAACUGCGACAAAACGGCUCGCAGUGGCUGGUAUGAAGGGCUGUUCUAACGUCACUAAACACAGUAACAGUACAAACGGGGUCGUGAGAGAGACUACCACCGCCCGGGACGAGGCACGGUCCGCAACGAAAGUCGCACAACUAGGCAACGAAGUCGGGUCGAUCGGAAAAGACAAGUCUGUCCAAGAGGUCUUCAGUACCACAAACGUGCGAGGGGAAGGGAACGAAGACAACGAAGUCAGAAAACUGUUAAACGGCCAUCUACGCUCUGAUUCGAAGUCAGAACCAAACGGCAAAAUCCACCCAGACAAAAGUAGAGGCCAGCUGAAGCAUCACCAGUGCGCUGACGUAUCUACUGAGCAGGGACUAACGGCUAAACGAAAAGCGACUCCUCCAGCAAACGAAAGCUUCGACCACUGUAGCCCUCCAAAGAAGCGGUACACCUCAAACUUAGCUCGAGGUCAUAUAGUUUCGGUUGUGCCACAAGAAUCUGUACAGUCAGGACAACAUAAGGCGUCCCCUUCCCUCACUGAAACCGGUCAAUUUUCGUCUGUACUUCAUAGUUACCAAAGAAGUCAAAACCAAACCAGCAGAACACAAGCAGUAAAUUUGUCGGUACGCGACGUCCUAAAGUCGCAAACCGGAGCCAACGCAAUGUAUACAGAAGUGAAAGCUACAGGUAUGGAACAGCAACAACCCGGAGGGUUGGUUUUCACGCCCUUCCAACCGACCAUACAGAUCGAGGUACCGGCUGUCCUGAUGUUCCCCACGCAACAGAUGCCACCAAACGGCUCCCAACAGGUGUCUGUACCACCUGUCAUUACGGUAAACUCCGGCCUCACAAACGGUGUUCCAAGUAGCGGCCCUCAGAUAAUGUUUCAGAACCUGUCACCGCAUCAGCUGCCAGUUGACGCAAGGCUAACCCAACAAGCUAAACCUCCUCCAGAAAACGUCCAACCCCAGAUCUUGUCGUUUGAAAUACCACUAAAAGGCAACCAAAUCAAUGGCAUCAACCCUCCUGGUCAGGCUACUUCGAUGGCCGCGUCCAACCAAAUGACGGCUGCAAUUGGACAACACACUAUUGCAGACGCAGAAUACAAGAUCAUGCCACAGACAGGCCAACAAUCGGAACCCAAGCAGGUGUACACAUCCAUCAGUUAUCAGGGCCACACCACUUCGACGUCUACAACCACGGAGGCCUGCACGUCUUCCGUUAGGCUAAGGCUCAACGGAGCUUCGGUAAGCCAGGAAGGACGGUAUGCUGCACCAUACAAGCAAGAUGAAUCGCCGUUGCCUGUCCAGCAGCGACCAAACUAUGAUACGGCCCCCCCGCCUAAAGAUAUGCUGGCGGGACAAUCACAUAACGUCUGUCUGGACACUGGGACACAAAUUUACUCCGCACAAGACACUGCAGCAGGACGCAAGAGCGCAGAUACACUGACACAACAGCAGCCACCAUUCAUGAUAAUACCGAACGAAGUCAACGGGAUGUUUCAGUGUCCCGAGCUUGACAUCCACAGCAUCAUGCUGGAAACACACGUCACCAAACAACAACCUGUCCAGAUGAAGCAACACCCCGCCAUGAUGCCGAACAAUGCACUGUACUCUCCUGGACAAAAUAGGCCAAAAGAAAACUCGCCCAUCAAUGGCAGAAAUGUACAAUACUUGUUGGAAAGGAAUGGUUUGAAUCAGAGUGCAGUUGGACAACUGACCACCCAAGCUUUUGGUGACCCCCGGCCUGGUCAACAUACUCCAAAGCCGUACCAAGUCCACUGGCCGAUCAUCACAAGACACCAGGACAUCCCGGGUCAAAAUGUAUAUCCUUCUCGCGAAACUCACUUUCCUCCAGGAGGGCCGUCUUAUGUCGCUCAGACUUCGUCCAAAAACAACACAUCAGACUUAUACAAGCUUCUGAACGCCCCGAGAAACCAGGACCACGACGGGGCCCAAAACCUCAGUUUCCCGAGCUGUACGCCGCCAGGGACGGGCAGUCUGACGGCGACACCCCAGUCCACUCCACGGGCAAGUCCGGAGCUCCAGUACGGUCUCCGGGAGGCGGAGACCAACGGAGGCAUACACAGGCUGCUUCUGCCCAGGACGGGGCCAAUGGAACAAGUGCGAGUUGAGAAGCUGUGUGUGGUGUGUAGGGACCAGGCUUCCGGGUUACACUACGGCGCCAUGGCAUGCGAGGGCUGCAAGGGAUUCUUCAAACGGACGGUACAGAACAGGCGACUGUACGCAUGCGUGCGCGGAGACUACAGAUGUGAGGUGAUGAUGCAGAAGAGGAACCUGUGUCAGGGCUGCCGCCUGAGACGGUGCAUGCGCAAUGGCAUGAUGAUCGCAGCUGUCCGAGAGGACCGUGUGCCUGGAGGCCGGGCCAAACGGAGACGGAGGGAGUGGAUGAAUAAGAAACUGGACGUGACAAAACAGCAACCUGUUUCUCCUGACCCGGAGACCGGCAGUGGUAUCGACAGCCAAGAGGGGACUAUGACGGGAAAGGACAGCCCUACGUCACAUCCGGUAGCCUCCAGCAGCAGGCUUGUGAAUGAACUUCUGGCGUGUGAAGAACCCGAGGUGAACUUCAAGAGCGACGGCGACGCAACUGAGCAUGCGCACAUCCUGUACGACCUGGAGGACGGGCGGUGCCACACUGCGCAUGCGAUACAAAACCUGGGAAACUAUUUGGUGGCCAGGCUUGUUAGGUGGCUGAAGCUGUUCCCCUGCCAGGACAAGUUUGAACAGCAGGACCUGUCCAGACUUCUGAGCAACAAAUGGAUGGAGCUGACUCUCAUGGACAGCAUCGUGCAACCGAGGCUGUAUCCACGGCAACGGGAUGACGUCACAGACAUGCCCCGGAUGACGCUGAUGCAGAGGAUCUACUACAACGAGCUGAGGUUACAGAAGUACCUCGCCACGGCGAAAGGGUCCACACUUAACAACAACAUACGGGACACCGGAGAAAGGAGAAGACAGACGGACGAACUUACUGACAUCUUGGAGCGUCUGCAUCACGUGACAACAUCGCUGCGAAAGUUGCACAUGAGCAGGGAAGAAUACGUCAUCUUGAAGGCCAUGGUGCUUCUCAAUCAAGACGGCCCUCUCGACACGACACCUGUGCUGUACCAGCUGCUGGACGAACUGUGCCUCACGGAAAACUGUCGUGCAGAUCCGUCCCGCCUGGGGUCGCUGCUAGUACGUCUGCCCGAACUUACAUCUGCUGCCAUAAUCGUCAAGGAGGAGGACGGCAGACUACCCUUCUUCUUGGACGCGCUUCUUUGCAGAUGAAAACUUUUUUUGCCCAAGAGAUGUGAAAUAGUUUUACUUCAUUCCAUUUUUGACUGUUAGACGUCAAACAUAGUUACAAAAUACAAACCUUUGAAUGGUGCUACUUUAAUGUACAAUAGAGUGGUUGAUACCAGGUACGUAUUCACUCUCUUUCUGGU